Molecule: messenger RNA, 1891 nt
Organism: Epinephelus moara (kelp grouper)
Lineage: Eukaryota; Metazoa; Chordata; Actinopteri; Perciformes; Serranidae
Product: clumping factor A-like
Exons: 11
Coding region: 124-1710 (528 amino acids)
Source: RefSeq, a predicted model, not a curated record
GGAGGAGACAGUGUGGGUAUAAAAAGCUGAUCUCCUUCAGUCAACUUCAGAAACUCAACAUAAACUCUGAAGCUUCAUCACAUUUAAUCUUUUUUUUCCUGAUCAACAAACAAAAACAACAAAAUGCUGCGACGGUGUGUCAUGUUGCUGCUGUUUGCCAUGGUUACCAUGUGUCUUUCAGCUCCUGUCCCAGAGGAGACGUCCACAGCUGACGGAAGAGUCGCACCGCUGCUGGAGCACAUGAACAAAGACAGCAGUCAUCAUCAUCACAAUCAUCAUGGACAGGUUUCCACAACAGAGGACACGACCCAAGAUCCGACUGAGGAACCUGGAGCAGGUUCACAAGACCGUAGUAACGGAGACGAUUCCAUGACAGAGGACACAGAGGAGAACAACACAGCUGGAAGUGAUGUUGACUCAAAUGAUGCUGACUCUGACCUUGUCUCUGAAGAUAAUGGUAACAACAGCCAGAUCAAUGACAACAGCGAGGCCGAUGAUGACAGCCAGGCCGAUGACAUUAGCCAGGGUAAUGACAACAGCCAGGCAGAUGACGAUAGCCAGGGCAAUGACAACAGCCAGGGCAAUGACAACAGCCAGGCUAAUGACGAUAGCCAGACCGAUGACGACAGCCAGACUGAUGACAACAGCCAGGCUAAUGAUGAUAGCCAGACCGAUGAAGACAGCCAGACCGAUGACAUUACCCAGGCCAAUGACAACAGCCAGGGCAAUGACAACAGCCAGGCUAAUGACAACAGCCAGGCUAAUGACAAUAGCCAGGCUAAUGACGAUAGCCAGACCGAUGACGACAGCCAGACCGAUGACAACAGCCAGGCCAAUGAAAAUAGCCAGGCUAAUGACAAUAGCCAGACCAAUGACCACAGCCAGACCGAUGACCACAGCCAGACAGAUGACAACAGCCAGACUGAUGACGACAGCCAGGGCAAUGACAACAGCCAAGCCAAUGACAACAGCCAGGUAGAUGACAACAGCCAGGCCAAUGAAGAUAGCAUGGCCGAUGACAUUAGCCAGACCAGUGACAACAGCCAGGUAGAUGAUGAGAGCCAGGAGGAGGGGGCAGAGAAAGAGAGUGAGGAGGCUAUUAAUGAGGACAAUGGGGAUUCCAAAGAGGAGGCAGAAGUAAAAGAGGAGGGGGGGGGCGUGACCUCAGAGGAGGGCAACACCGAAGAGACAAAUGACAGCACAGGCACUGAUGAAGUCAUGACUGAACCGUCUAGCGAUGACAGCCAGGCUGACGCUGACGCUGACGACACUGAAACUGAAAAUCCAGACAGCAGUGACUCUGACGGCGGUAACAAUGACGAGGAGGUUGAGGACAACUCUGCAAAGUUAGAUACUGAUGACUCUGAGCCAAGUCAGGAAACUGAGGUCUCUGAGGAUGAUGGGCAGGAUGACUCUGAGAUGUCGGAACCUGAUGAGUCCGAGCAGCAAGAUCCAGAAACUCCCAUCUCUGAGAAUGAUGGGUUGGAUGACUCUGUAAUGAUGGAUCACGAUGAGUCUGAGAAGCAAAGUCCAGAAACUCUCAUCUCUGAGGAUGAUGGGCAGGACGACUCUGCAACGUCAGAUCCUGAUGAGUCCCAGCAGCAAAGUCCAGGAACUCCCACCUCCACUGAAGCACCAUCUGCUGACCAACCAGACCAAUCGGACCAACCAGAUGAUUCCACCUCUUCCACGACAAACGCAGCGAAUUAGACACUCCGCUGAUGAACUGUGGACACUCACCACCUCCAGAGCCAUGCCCACAGUGGACAACAGUUGCUAUGACAAUGACAGCAACAACAACAACAAAACGACUCCACCUUUAUCUGCAACUAAACUUGGACCUUCAGCUUCCUGUUGCUCUGACCCCUUCCCCUCUGAUCCCCCCCCCCCC